CUGGAGCCCUUAACGGAGACUAGAAGCAGAGAGGAUCGAGCUCUCGAACUCCUCUGUCUCAGCAGACACUGACAGCAGCCUGAGCAACACAGAUGAUGACAGUCAUCAAUCAAGAGGGAAGUGCAGGAGAAGAACAUAUUGGGAGGUAUGCAGCAGCCAAUCACAAUUCAUGUUACAGGCGGGCCCUGAGGACAAAGUACCAGCCCACAGACAGCAAUUCUCACUCACACUCCGGGGAUCUGCUGGUAACGCUGCACGCUGCUGAGACAUGGGGGCUCUGAUGAGAGGAAUUAUACUGUACAGCCUCAUACUGGGGGCUCUGGCUGCAGGACAGGAGGAGGACAGGCCCCUGGUGGUCACACAGUACGGGAAGCUCAGAGGGAAGACGGUAGCGGUGAAGGAGACGGACAGAACCGUGCACGCUUUCCAUGGCAUCCCAUUUGCAAAGCCACCAGUUGGUCCAUUAAGACUUGCAAGCCCAGAACCCCCGGAGCCCUGGGGCUCUGUCCGAGAGGCCACAGAACAACCCCCCAUGUGUCUGCAGAAUGUAAAGAUAGUAGAAGAAUUAAUAAAGAUUAUUACGGUCGGAAUUAUAUUACCGCCAUUGUCCGAGGACUGUCUGUACCUGAAUAUCUUCUCUCCAGCUGACCGAGAGCAGAACGCGAGAUUACCUGUGAUGGUGUUUAUACAUGGAGGUGGCUUGACGAUGGGAGCUGCGCUGAUGUUUGAGGGCUUUGCAUUAAGCGCCUAUGAAAAUGUUGUUGUUGUCUCCAUCCAGUAUCGGCUGGGGCUCAUGGGUUUCCUCAGUUCUGGCGAUGAGCAGUUACCGGGAAACUACGGAUUCUUGGAUCAGGUGCAGGCGCUCCGGUGGGUUCAGGGGAACAUCGUGGAUUUUGGAGGAGACCCCAACUCUGUCACUAUAUUUGGGAUGUCUUCUGGAGGAGUCAGUGUCUCUGCCCUGGUGAUAUCUCCCUUAGCCAAAGGCUUAUUCCACAGAGCCAUUGCAGAGAGCGGAGUAGCCCUCAUGCCAGGAUUAAUUGCCAACUCUGACGAGGAAGUUAUUUCGGUCAGAAAUGUAGUUGCGAAUAUGUCCGGCUGUGACCAGAACAAGAUACUGGACUGUUUCAUGGCAAAAACUGAAGAGGAGAUCAUCGCUAUAGGUUCCAGCCUGAUUGGGUCGGCUUAUCCCAUAUUCUAA
Pseudophryne corroboree (corroboree frog) is the source of this 1198-nucleotide messenger RNA. Its product is annotated as cocaine esterase-like. Lineage: Eukaryota; Metazoa; Chordata; Amphibia; Anura; Myobatrachidae. The transcript is spliced from 9 exons. The coding region runs from base 269 to 1198 and encodes 309 amino acids. The record is from RefSeq and is a predicted model, not a curated record.